Messenger RNA from Actinia tenebrosa (Australian red waratah sea anemone), 2168 nucleotides. RefSeq lists its product as uncharacterized. NCBI's taxonomy places the organism in Eukaryota, Metazoa, Cnidaria, Anthozoa, Actiniaria, Actiniidae. The record is from RefSeq and is a predicted model, not a curated record.
GGUGUUUGGUGUUAGUAAGACGAGUAGCUGGUCCGAGGAGAAAAUACGUAGCGAACAAGUAUUUUUCACUCCGAUUUUCCUUGAACUACUCACAUUUAUUGGUUUAAAGUUCUCUUAGCCCUGCAUCGGCUUUGAUAGUCUUAUUUGCCAAUUAUUAAAGUUUAAAUCUGGAAACAAGCCAUGGGUGCCGAGGAAUCGCACAUGUCUCUGCAACCAGUCUCCCACGAUUUUGGCUACCUAGCUGUUGUCUUUAAGAUUCCUGACCAAAUAAGAGUAAUUCAUGGCAGCGAAGCUGAGUAUUCAAUAAUAGGACAUGCCAUCUCCGACACUUGGAAAGAGGGGAUUCAGUCAACAAAACGAAAAUGCGCUGGAAGCGUACUGUGCUUUAAACUGAAGGGCCUUCCUUUUGAAACUGGAUGUCUUUCGAUGAAUAUUCGUGAAGUUGCUUGUCGGAUACUGCGAUGUCUAAAUAACAUUGGCUGUCAAUACAUAGCAUCAACCAAUUUAACUCAGGGUAGAGAGUGGUUCACCUUUAUCUUUGUCCGCACAAAUACGCAUCAACGUAAAAUAGGAGAGUUGGCUUACGUUGCCAUGAGCAGUACGGAUAAACUUCAUUUCUGGAACCUGCAGCCAAACACACGAGAUGAGAUUUCUCAAGCUUUACAUUCAGAGUAUCACCCAGGCUUUUAUCACAAAGAAAUUACUGAUGGUGGCAAAAGUUACGAAGCUAUGUUGAAAGGUUCACCAUGGGGUUCGACCACUUCUUGUCAUGGCCAGGCUAGAGGCUUCUUGAUCAAAAUAAUUUUCAUCAUGAUGAAAAGGUACAGCUUUCUUUGUGCCAUGAACUUAAAACGAACUGAAGACACCUUUGUUUUCUUUCCAAAGAGUAUCAUUUCCAACACAGUAUCCGCAGAAAUCUUCAUCAUUAGCUUACGGAAGACUAGCAAAUUGCAAGUGUUUCAAGCGCCGGAAUGUCUGAUUCCCAUAAUCCAUAAAGUCCUUGUAGAUUCAUUUGGGACGAGGAGUCACAAUAUAGAAAAGAAAAUUGACCACCGCUUUGGAAAAGUGGAAUUCAAGUACAAAUCUCACGCUGCAAAAGACCAACUUUCACAGUGCACCAUGACAAAAUUUAUCGUUUGCAAGUUGUUAGAAGUCCUAAAAAGUCAUGGCUGGAGUAUCGUCACAGGGUUUGACAUGUCAAGAGGACUUGCCAACAAAAGCGAACUUCUUUUCCAGAAAAGCAAUCCGCAUCCUGACUGCAAAGUAUUCUGUCUGACUCCUGUCUGUCAUAGCAAGCUUUGGGCCAUCAAUGCACCUCCAAGAAUUAUCGAGGCGUGCCGUAAGGUGAUCUCCAGGCAUUUAUCACUAAUAACAGAAACGCAAUACGAGUACCCAGCAACGUGUGUUGGCUUUGAAUUGGGCGACCAACCUUGGAGUGAUUCAGGUGAUAGUGCUCACUUUACUCACAGUAUGAUUUGCCAUUUGUUGGAUAAAUUCUCCCACAAAGGCUUCAAAAUCAAACUGACAGCGGACGUUAUACCCGAAUGCAUUGAAUAUGACGAGGGCUCCAGCACUCCCCACGAUCCCAAUGCUUGGUGGUUUAUGCACGAGCCACAAAUGGGGAUGCCAGGUGUUUCAGAGUGGAAAUCAGAAGAGGUACCUCUGUCGCAGAGUUCUUUCGAAAAGCCUAGUGAACCCCUUACUCCCACUGCGCCCGCUCAGUCUUAUGAAGCCCCACCUCCAAGCUACGAAACGGUCUUGAGGGAAAAUGAACAGAAACCUUACUAACUUCUUUGACUUUGUCAACAAAAUGAAUUUCUUUGUUUGUACAGUGUCGCUCGGCUAGUACUUGAAGAAGUAGUAGAAGAAGUACUGCUUAGUACUUGAAGAAGUUUUUUUUAUAUUUUAUUCCUUUAGUACUUGAAGAAGAACUAGAAGAAGUACUGCUUAGUAACUUGAAGAAGUUAUUGUUAUUAUUUUACUUGAAGAAUUUUUUAAUUUUUUAAUUCCUUUAGUACUUGAAGAAGUUUUCUUUUAUUCCCUUUCCUCAAUAGGCAACGAUCGAUAUCUUAAAAUUCAGGCUUUAUGGUACUUCAUGUAUGGUAUACAAUAAGCACGUAGAUUACCAAAUAUAUUUAUUGGUAGCUGGAAUAAAAAAAGUACCGUAA